CAGCAAUACACCGACAAACUAAAUAAUCGACGUCAAAAGCUGUCAAAUAUGGCGAGGGGCAGUGAGAGAGAGAGCGGUAAUUGACAUGUAAAAAUGUGAAUAGGCCUGCCGCAUACCGUGAUCUGCGCUUCAAGAGGUGUGGGUGGAUCACGUUCUCCCGACACUCGCGGUGUCUUGCGCGAACCGUGGUACGCGGACGACGAUCGCGAUGUCAGGCUCGCCGCCGGCGCCCGAGUGCCGGAAGUGAAGUGUGCGCGAGGGUGCGGAGAAGAGCAGGGACCUGGGCCCUGUACACAGCCGGGUCGGAGGUUGCACGUGAAGGGCAUGAUAUAGUGAUCGGCGGGUAGCACUAUGGGCGCCCAGCAGACCAAGGACAGGGUGAUACCCGUCGGGUCAACCGUGCGACAAACUCGCAAACAGCCCAGGAACUUGAAGGAUACACGCGCCAUAGGCUCUAAUAUAUUCACCGAGCAUAGCGAGGCACUUUUGCAAAGUAGACCACUACCUCACAUUCCAGCAUUGCCAGAAGGUGAUCCCCCAAGUGGUUCUAGUGUUCAAUCAAUUUCACAGCAAGCAAAUAUCCAACAACACUCUAGUGUAUCUGCUAGUGGACUUCUUGAAGCAGCAAAUAGAUGGACUAGCAAAGAAAAUCUGUUGGCACAAGAGGAGGAUGAUCCUCAAUUAUUUGUUGCCUUAUAUGAUUUUCAAGCUGGUGGGGAGAAUCAACUUAGUCUGAAGAAAGGUGAACAAGUACGUAUCUUAAGUUACAACAAAAGUGGAGAAUGGUGCGAGGCCCAUUCGAGCACUGGGCAAGUAGGAUGGGUACCAUCAAAUUACGUGACUCCUGUUAAUUCUCUAGAGAAGCAUUCUUGGUAUCACGGAAGGAUAUCUAGGAAUGCUGCAGAAUAUUUAUUAAGUUCAGGGAUAAACGGUAGUUUUUUGGUACGAGAAUCAGAAAGUAGCCCUGGACAACGCAGCAUCUCCUUGAGAUACGAGGGUCGAGUGUAUCAUUAUAGGAUCAAUGAGGACAGCGAAGGAAAGAUGUUUGUGACGACAGAGAGCAAGUUUAAUACACUGGCUGAACUGGUGCAUCAUCAUUCAAUGCUUGCAGACGGCCUUAUCACGCAGCUGCUAUAUCCGGCGCCAAAGCACAACAAGCCUACAGUCUUUCCAUUGAGUCCGGAGCCGGACGAAUGGGAGAUUAAUAGAACGGACAUAGUAAUGAGGCAUAAAUUAGGCGGCGGCCAAUACGGUGACGUGUACGAAGCCGUUUGGAAAAGAUACAAUAUGACUGUAGCGGUUAAAACGCUCAAGGAGGACACGAUGGCACUGAAGGACUUUCUGGAGGAAGCUGCCAUCAUGAAAGAGAUGAAACAUAGGAAUUUGGUGCAAUUGCUGGGGGUUUGUACGCGCGAGCCACCGUUCUACAUAAUCACGGAAUUUAUGAGCAAAGGCAAUCUGCUGGAUUAUCUGCGAAAUGAAAGUAAACAUCAAAUCAACGCUGUAGUUCUGAUGCAUAUGGCAACGCAGAUUGCGAGCGGCAUGAGCUAUUUAGAAAGUAGAAAUUUUAUUCACCGCGAUCUAGCGGCCAGGAAUUGUUUGGUCGGCGAGAACCAUCUCGUCAAAGUCGCGGAUUUCGGUUUAGCCCGUCUCAUGAGGGACGACACGUAUACAGCUCACGCCGGCGCAAAAUUUCCCAUAAAGUGGACUGCGCCAGAGGGACUAGCGUACAAUAAAUUUUCGACGAAGUCUGAUGUAUGGGCAUUCGGUAUUCUUCUUUGGGAGAUCGCUACUUAUGGCAUGUCUCCGUAUCCUGGUGUUGACUUGACGGAUGUUUAUCACAUGUUGGAAAAAGGCUAUCGAAUGGAAAUCCCUCCCGGUUGUCCACCCAAGGUUUACGAAUUGAUGCGUCAAUGCUGGCAGUGGGCGGCGGCGGAUCGGCCGACUUUCAAGGAAAUACACCACUCGUUAGAAAAUAUGUUUCAAGAAUCAAGUAUCACCGAAGAGGUAGAGAAACAGCUUCAAGGCGGAGGGGAAAUCCCAUUACUGUCAUACAAAAAAUCGCAGACUGGUAGUACAGGAAAUAUACACGGACUUGUUCUUGUGUCUGAGCAAUUAUCUUCUUCCGGUAUAACGCAAGAAGGAGCCAGUUCAGUUACCAAGCUGAGUACCUUUAUGGGUGGCUUGUCAAGUAGGAGUAAUAGUAAUAUGGUUCAAAUGCGAAGAUCCACUAAUAAGAAGGGAAAACAAGCGCCUGCGCCUCCGAAACGAACAAGCCUGCUAUCAUCGUGCAGUUCUUUUCGAGAUUCCGCCUACCAAGAGCAGGACCACCAAAAUGUCGAAGUGAGCACUAUGACGCUUGACGAUGGCACAGAUCUAAAUGGUAUUGAUAAGAUUUUUGAAGGUAUCACACGUGAUCUCGUGACAAUGGCUACACAGUCAAUUACUACAGGAGGUUGCGAUAUGGACGACGACGGAGAUGGGUCGCAAGGGACAGCAGAGCAUAACUUUGUUUCUCAACCGUCAACCUCGCCGGAACCUGUAUCCAACUUACCGUGCAAUCAGAAACAAAUUAAAUCUCGACCUUACACGUCUAAGGAAGUACUGCCUCAGAAGCUGGUACACGUGGGUGCGCUGGAGGUGCAAAAUGUUAAGAGAGCGAUCAAUCGCUACGGUACGUUGCCGAAAGGCGCCAGGAUCGGAGCGUAUUUGGAGUCGCUACGACAGAGCGGUAUGCCAUCGAAUCAGGAGACAGGGCUUCCGGUUACCGCAUCCUCUUUGUCUGCCGCGGUCAUGGAGCAGCAGCAGCAGCAACAACAGCAGGACAUCAUCGCCGUCGACACGAUACCGCAGCAUCGCUCGCUCUCGCCCCGACAGAACAAUUUGCGCAAUCAGCCGCAGAUGACGCGCAGCAAUUCCUCGAGCGGGGUGGUGAACACUUAUCAACCGCCGAAUUCACCGCGUAGCCGCGGCGUGGGCGUCCGGAAGACAAACACGGAGGGGAUCGGUCUGCGGACCUUUCGCGCGCCGAACAGCUCCAGCUUCCGCACCGCCAGCCCGUCGAGGUCGAUUCAGCCGACUCUGGCCGAUCUGGAGUUUCCACCGCCGCCGGUGGACCUGCCACCGCCUCCGGACGAGGCCUUCGGCGAUCAGUGCGACCUACCGCCGCUGGUAGCGACGGCGUCGCCCUGCACCGAGACCUCGUCCGUCCACGCGAAGAUCGUGAGCUCGCCGGUCGGUCUGAGGAAAGUGAAAGCGGAGUGGCGGAGCAAGGACGAGAUUAGCGAUCACGAUCAGGAUGAGAGGAACAACGAUGUGAGGAACGCGGAGCCGUCGGUGAAGGAAGCCAGCUCGCGAUUCGGCGUUAACCUGCGACGCCGGGAGACCACCACUUCUGGCGAUGCGCACUGCGGUAAGUCCGCGGACGAAAAGAAGUUGGUUUACAGACCGAAGGAGACGACGGCGAUAAGCCACUCUAAACCCGGUAUGAAGGAAAUGCUGGAGCUUAAACUGAUCAAUGAGAUUAAGCAGAGUGCGGAUUUGAAACACAGUGUCGUGAAGAAGACCGGUAAUACCGCUAGUAACAGCGCGUCUUCGUCUGCGGCGCCGCUCGAUCCGGCGUCGCAACUUUUGUUCGAGUUGUGCGCCAGUUUCAGUAUAGACUCCGCCAGCAAGCAGCACGUCGUCUCGAGUGAGUACGCAAUCUCAACAUUGAAGAGCAACGAUGUGUCCGGCGUUCAGGAACACAUUCACACGAGUACGCAGAGCGUGUUUCUCGAGAAAAGCAGCGGUCACAAAGAGAUGCCGAUGACCUCGCCGAUCACGGAGGGCCACAUACUGAGCGCCGCUAGUGUAGGUUUCAAAUUGAAGAAGGUGGAUAAGAGGAGCAACCCGCAGAAGGAGGAGAAUCCAGACGGUGGUCAGAUAAUCGAUUUCAAGGCCCGGUUACGAAAAGUGGACAACGUCGACAAGGAGAGAGCCGCGGCGGACAAAUCAACGCGUUUCGACGACAGCGCGGGGAGCAACGUCGCGGACUCGGCGGACUCGUCGUCCGGCGUGGACGACGCUAACGACGACAAGCGCCGUAGCACCGGCAGUAUUAGCAGCCUAAAGAAAUUGUGGGAGAACAAAGAGGCUUCUUGUGAUAACCAACCGCUUAGUCCUAAAUUAAACGUGAGAGGGACGAGUGGCAAGCAGGACGCCGGCGAUGCCGCGAGCGAGGAUUCGCCGGAGGAUCACAGUAACGCGUCGACGAGGAGCUCAACCAGCAAGGGUGAUUCGCGAGUAUGGCCCCCGACUUCAUCGGCAACCACGGAAGUGGAGAAGCCCAUCGUGCCGGCGAAACCGCUGAAGCCACUCGGACCCUCCAGCAAGCACUUCGGUUCUUCGAUUUACGCAACGCCGAACUGCAACAAGCCGCCGUCACAGAGCGACGACGAUGGCAAUAAGCAGACUGGCGGUGGCGGCGAAUCGAAAGCGGCCAAGCACAAUGUGAUGGAAAUCUCGAACGUCAUAGAGAACAGUAUUCUGAAUCUGAAGGGCAGUCCCACCAUCGUCAUGGCUAGCUGGCUGCAGCUGUCCGACAAGGUCGGCUUGUUGCACGGUAUGUGUGUCAACCUGACGGACACGGCAAUCGCGCCGCACGCGAGGUUCCAGUUUCGCGAUCUGCUCACGCGGCUCGAGCUGCAGGCGAGGCAGCUGCGAGCCGCCGGCACGCGCAACAUCAUCGAGAACACGAGACUCUUGUGUGACGUGCAGAACACGAUAAAGGACGUGAUAAACACAGUGCAAAGGUAAAGCUGCACGAGUCGACGGAUUGAAGAAUCAAAAACGAGCGUCGCUCCUGCGAGUUUCUCCCCAUCCCCUUCCGUACGUUUUUCACGUUGAAUCGCGGAAGUCGUCACUCUCUCAACGCACCCCUUCUGCCUCUUUCUAUCUCGGAUCCGUGGGCGUUAGUAUAUAUAAAUCUAUAUAAAUAUAUAUAAAUAUAUAUAUAUA
This is a messenger RNA of Linepithema humile (Argentine ant), 4998 nucleotides long. The record is from RefSeq and is a predicted model, not a curated record. NCBI's taxonomy places the organism in Eukaryota, Metazoa, Arthropoda, Insecta, Hymenoptera, Formicidae.